This is a messenger RNA of Ceutorhynchus assimilis (cabbage seed weevil), 3534 nucleotides long. Lineage: Eukaryota; Metazoa; Arthropoda; Insecta; Coleoptera; Curculionidae. The record is from the annotation of a GenBank genome assembly.
AUGCCGGAAUUUAGAAAUGGAAUUGCAAACAUUAAUAGUAAGAUAGAGAGAGAAAAAAUUGUCCAGACUUUUAUUAACGAGUUUAAGUUAUCAAUAAAAGACUUUUUCAAUGCCAGAAACAAACAGAAUGUAUUCUAUUCCCAACUUUCAAAAAAGUAUUUUAAAGCCAAAUCAUCUGAAAAAGACUUUAAAAUGAAUAUUUCUACACCAAUUGAGCGCAAUCAAACACAAUCUAUAGUUGCCCCUAACUCUUCUUUUCACGAAGUGUUUAAUUCCAAAGACUUUAAUUGCCUUAAGCCUGCUGUUGAAAAAAUCGAUCAAAAUUCACCUGCAUAUUCCAAUUGCUUGUCAAUUGAUUGUCUUGGAGAUCAAAAAGCUACUCCAACCGACUGCUUUCAAGAAAACGAAAACAUUAAUCCCAAUUAUUGUAAUAAAACAGCGUCUUUUUCUAAUAAUUCAUCUUUUAUAGAUUUUAAUGAAUCUACUGCAGAAUUGCGAUGUGAAACUCCACUUCAUAUCAAUAUUUCCACAGCUACUGCUUCAGAAAAAACCAUUAACGAAAACCGACCAUUAUCUUUUACAAAAUUCAAAGAAUCCAAUGAAUUGCAAUGUUCAACUCCACUUGUUACAAAGAACUCUAACUCAAUUAUAAAUAGGUCUGUAGAAAAUGUAGAUUAUCCCACAUCACUGCCUAUUACUGCUGAAGACGAAAAUAGUUCAACAAAGAAUAUUACUCCAGAAAAUGUAGAAUUUCCCAAAAUUUUUUCCAAUUUGCCAAAAAACAAUGAUUAUUCUAAACCACUGCAAAAAAAUGCGCACAAUAGUUCUUUUCUGCCAAUAUCUCAAUUUAAGGAUUGUACUUUUUUUGAGGGCACAUUUGAAAUUUCCAAUUCAAUUUGGACAAUAAUAUUUCAGAAUAACAAGCUCAACCGACACUAUUAUCCUUUUUAUUUUAAGCAUCAGAUAGGACAAUUUGUUAAUAAUAUUUGCCUUUUUAUAUUUAAAGGGGUUAAAUAUGCAUCGAACAAGAAAAUUAAAAUAUAUGCCGUAUGCAAACAUAAUAAUUAUGGUUGCAAAAAAUUUAAAAUUGAUGUUGAUUUGGAAACAUUGUCUGUGGUUAUUCACAGUUCAUCUAUAAAUUACUGUCACAAAUCAAAAUUAACAUCUCACGUUAAAGGUUUAGAAAGAAAAAUUACGAAAAACAACAUGCUCAAUAAAAUGCCGUUGAAUGUAAAAAAAGAGUGCAUACUAAAAUCGGAAAAAUCUUUAAUAAUAAAAGGCAAUUUGCAGGAAAUAAAAUCAGACACGACAUUUAGAAAAAUAAAGUCCGAAGCAAUGGCACAUUUCGAUCGCGACAAGGAGGACUUGUUUGAUAUGUUCAAAAUGCAGAAAGAUCACCCAGAAUACAUAAAAGAGGUGUCGGUGCCAUUCUGUGUGCAAAUCUACAGCAAGGAACAAUUAGAAUUAUUAUGUUGGCAAAAAAAAGCAGUAAACUUUGUGGUGCUACAUUUUGAUGCAACUGGUACCGUAGUAAGAAAACCAAAUGAUUUAUCGAAAAGGAUGAUUAAUGAAUGGUAUCUGCAUAUAUCCACUAUUUUAUCCUCCCCGUAUCACACUGAUCAGGUAACAACAUCAUUGAGCAAAUUCAAUUUUCCUUUCAGCACAAACAUAGAUGAUGAGUUCAAUUUGACAGAGACCCCAAAAUGUGACGAGGAAUUUGACAACCAAAAUCAAUCUUUAUAUCAAUUGAGCCCUUUCUAUGCGCAUUUUAAAAAUAUUUCUGAUUUAUUACAUAUUUCUUUUUCUGAUGGAGGGGAUGCUGCUAAUCGAUAUUAUGAGCCAAAAUUUUUGGAUUUACUGCAAAAAAAAUAUAUGCCAUAUUGUGCCCUUUGGACAUCAUUAAUGAUCAAAAAAUCGUUUCGCACAUGUAGAUUCAGUAAUGCAAUGGCAGAGAAUUAUUUCGGUUAUGUAAAAGGAAAUAUAUUGGAAGGAAAACAGAAUUUAAAAUCUUCAAGAUUUAUUCGAAAAAGCCGUGCAAAUGUCCUGGCAUUACAUAAAGAAGCUGCACUGAGUAUUCCAAAAUCUAAUCUAACUAGACAAAAACAACAGUUGGACAAAAAUGACGAACAUCAAAGUCAAGAAAGAUGGAAUAGAAAAAGUAGAAAAAUAAAUACGUAUUUUAUAGGAAGAUUUAUGCCCAAUGUUGAUUCCAACAAACCCGUACAGCCGAUUCAAACAAGGGAAGAAAUUACCGAACUAGCAGAUUUCACGUUUGAACCACGUCAGUGUUUGUAUUGCGGUGCUGGCCUCUUGGACGAAACGUCUUUUUGGGUGCAAUGCAACGCCUGCAGUGGCUGGGUACAUCAGGCUUGUGACGACUUUUCCCCAAAUAAAACGUAUUCAGGAGACUUCAUUUGCAAAUUAUGUGUGCCAAAUAAUUUGAAUGUGGAGAAACAUCCAUCUGAAAACAAUGAUAAAACUCUCUAUGAAGCUCAUUUAAAAACGCUGGAAUUGAACCAAACAGACUGGCGUGAAUUAGAACAGACCACAAGGAUUCAAAGAGAUUCAGCAGUUUGGCAUAGAGAGCGACGACGGAGAAUCACUGCAUCAAUUUUUGGGAAAAUUUGCAAAGCAAAAAGCGAAACUACCAAAUUGAAUUUGGUCAAAAGUAUUGUAAAUCCGAAAAAAAUCGAUCACAUUCCGUCUGUUCGAUAUGGUUCCCGUAACGAGCAGACGGCAAUUAAUAAAUAUUCCGAGUCUACAAAAAACAUCGUAGAAAAAGCAGGCCUCCAUGUACAUAAGAAAUUUCCGUUUCUAGGUGGUUCUCCUGACGGGCUUGUUGGUAACGAUGGUGUAAUUGAAGUCAAGUGUCCCUACUCAAUAAGAAAUCUUAAAAUUGAUGAGCAAUAUUUGGAUUACUUGGAAGAGAACGGCAAUUUAAAAAAAAACCACGAAUAUUACUACCAAAUACAGGGCCUCUUAGAGAUGACAAAUAGACCAUGGGAUUCAUGGUUAACUGGCAUAAUCGUCUCGAUCGCUAUGCAUUUAUUAAAUAAUAAUAAUCACUUCCAAAUUAUAGAAGAAAUUUUGUCCACAAAUAUAUUUACAAACCAAGAACAUACGGAACACUUUUUAAAAAAAAUACGGAUUAACUCGGAUAGGAUAGCCAUGCCGGAAAAAGUGUCCAAAGCUACAACUGAGUCAUAUGAUAGUGGCUCCAUAUAUACAUAUAUUCCAGAUGAUGAAUUAACACAACUUAUAAACAUUCCUCCAGUCACUCCUCAAACCACUUCCACCCCAAAUACUUCAGUUGAUCAGCUCUUGCCCUCAGCUGUAAUCGAGGCUGUAAUUAUCGAGCAAGAAGAUAUUGCUCAGGAUUUUGAUAUUAGAUCUGGAACUUCAGCUGAACCCUCGGCAAGACCACCCCAAUCAAAGAAACCAAAACUUAGCAGUAUUUUCCCACUGGGAAGAUGUUUGUAUUUGAAAUCAAUAGAAAAUCAUUUUUGCCAUUCAACAACUGAAGAAGAGUUAUAG